Mugil cephalus (flathead mullet) is the source of this 766-nucleotide messenger RNA. RefSeq names its product trace amine-associated receptor 13c-like. Lineage: Eukaryota; Metazoa; Chordata; Actinopteri; Mugiliformes; Mugilidae. Gene Ontology annotation, biological process: G protein-coupled receptor signaling pathway. Gene Ontology annotation, molecular function: trace-amine receptor activity. The record is from RefSeq and is a predicted model, not a curated record. Gene Ontology annotation, cellular component: membrane. Bases 14 to 766 code for a protein of 250 amino acids. The transcript has 3 exons.
CUGUAGCUGUCUGAUGAUGGAGAUCCAGGACCAAGUGGAGCUCUGUUUUCCACAUCUCCUCAACACAUCCUGCAGGAAGCCCACACUUCACUGGUCUGAAGCUGUGCUCCUGAACAUUCUGCUAUCGUCCAUCUCUGUGAUCACGGUGGUUCUCAACUUGCUGGUCAUCAUCUCAGUCUCCCACUUCAGGCAGCUUCACACACCCACUAACAUCCUCCUCCUCUCUCUGGCUGUGUCAGACUUUCUUGUGGGCCUGCUCUUGAUGCCGGUAGAAAUCUUUAGGAAAACAGCUUGCUGGGUAUUUGGAGAUACCAUAUGUGUUUUUUAUUGUUUACUCUCCUCGACCAUUAUCUGCGUUUCAGUAGGACAAGUAGUCCUCAUAUCAGUCGACCGUUAUGUGGCUAUUUGUCAUCCUCUGCAUUACCUCACCAGAGUCACUGUGUCAAGAAUCAGACUCAGUGUGUGUCUAUGUUGGCUCUGUUGUGCUUUGUACAGCAGUUAUUAUGUGAAGGAUGUCCUGACUCAACCAGGCAAAAGUAAAUCCUGCUAUGGAGAAUGUGUUUUAACCGUAGACAACAUAACAGCAUCUGUUGAUGCUGUUUUAAAUUUCAGUAUCACAGUUGCUGGUAUCAUAGUUCUCUAUCUGAGAGUAUUUGUGGUGGCUGUGUCUCAGGCUCGUGCCAUGCGCUCUCUUGUUACAGCUGUCACAGUCCAGAUACUGAAGCCUGGGUCCCGUGAGGUCAACAUACUGGAGAGAGACUGUUAA